ACUCCCUUGAGAUACGUUCCUUUCCGGUGUCGAUGUGGCAUUUCCGUCUCGAUAACGUUCCGCUGCGAUGGAUUCGCUCACUGUCCGGACGGGUCAGAUGAGGCAGAUUGUCAGAGUGCCUCGGUUAUCGAAAGACCUCCCGCCAUGGUUCAAGUUCAAGUUGGCGAGUGGAUGAAUCUAACAUGCCGUGGAACGGGUGUACCGCCACCAAUCGUACGAUGGAAAAUGAAUGGCAAUGAACUGCUCGAUCCAGUCUGUGACUGGGUGUCGGAGGAGGGCGUUGGACACUUAUCCUGCCGGAUGCGAUUAAUAGAUGCGGGAAAUUAUUCCUGCCAUCUGGCACAUCCCCUUGGAAUGGUCAACGUACAACCGGUGACGGUGGCCGUGGUGCAGGGGAAUCCCUGUCCUAAAGGAGAGUUUCUGGCUGGAGACGAAGACAUCAAAUCCUGCAUGAAGUGUUUUUGUUCUGGUGUAUCUGACCUCUGCCAUAAAGCUCACAUUUUUCGAUGGAAUUAUACGAUGGCGUUGAACGAUUGGAAAAUGCGGUACGUAAUGUGGGAUGGAAAUGGCACAGUGGAAAUGGUGAAAACUAUCACCAAUUCUCACUCUCCCAACCGGUCACUAUACUACAGUCUUCCGUAUCGCUUCAUAGAAUAUCAAGUAAAAUCGUACGGAGGAUUCCUUCAUAUCCCAAUAGAACUAGACGACCCUCAAGAGGUCCCAGAUAUUAUUCUCAUGGGCUACAACAGAACGAUUAUUCACAGGAAUAGUAACCAUGAAGUGAUCAGCAAUGGAAUAGCUAAGAUUAAACUGCAUGAGUCACAUUUCGUUUACCUAAACGGAUCAUCAAUCGUUCGUACAGAGUUUCUUAUAGUGCUCGCAUACAUCGAUCAUUUCCUGAUCCGUAUGUCUCUCAAGCCAAGUGGACGUUAUGAACCAAGCGAACAGCUUAUCGUGAUGGAUUCUGCCAGUGACUAUCAGAGAGGUUUGGGCAAAGCGACCCACGUCGAAGAGUGUCGAUGUCCUGCCGGAUUCCGAGGCACUUCCUGUGAGCGGUGUGACUUUGGGUACAACCGAGCGUUUAUUGGACCACCGAUGGGGUUGUGCAUGCCCUGGGAGUGGCACAGGGCACGAUACGUUCCAAAGAGUACCACUCCAAGAACUUACCAUUAUGUUUGA
Messenger RNA from Anopheles moucheti, 1179 nucleotides. RefSeq names its product basement membrane-specific heparan sulfate proteoglycan core protein-like. Lineage: Eukaryota; Metazoa; Arthropoda; Insecta; Diptera; Culicidae. The transcript is spliced from 3 exons. Bases 145 to 1179 code for a protein of 344 amino acids. The record is from RefSeq and is a predicted model, not a curated record.